Molecule: messenger RNA, 2610 nt
Organism: Morus notabilis
Lineage: Eukaryota; Viridiplantae; Streptophyta; Magnoliopsida; Rosales; Moraceae
Product: protein indeterminate-domain 9
Exons: 3
Coding region: 229-1902 (557 amino acids)
Cellular component (GO): nucleus
Molecular function (GO): DNA-binding transcription factor activity
Source: RefSeq, a predicted model, not a curated record
AACAAAAUAUUUACGUAUCUAUAUUCUCUCUGAGAUCAUUUCUUCAAUUGUGUUCUGCUGUUAAAGCUUUCAUUUUUCUUUUGGUAACUGGACGAUUGCCAUUUCUAGCAAUCUUCUGAGUUAGUUCUCUUGUCCAGUACUUGAAUUGGUUAUUAACGACAUAACCACAAGUAUAUAUAUAUAUAUAUAUAUACAUAGUUUCUUUUUUAGCCUAUCAGUUCAUCCAAGAUGUUAUCUGAAGAUGGGCUUUCCAACAUCAGAGGGUUUCCUCAAGAGCCCCCAGAUCCAAACCCUAACCCUAACUCAAACCCAUCUUCAGCCAAUAAGAAGAAGAGAAGCUUACCUGGAAACCCAGAUCCAGAUGCAGAAGUCGUAGCUUUGUCCCCAAAGUCUCUAAUGGCGACGAACCGGUUCAUCUGCGAAAUCUGCAACAAGGGUUUCCAGAGAGACCAGAACUUGCAGCUCCACCGACGGGGACACAACCUUCCAUGGAAGCUCCGACAGAGAAGCAACAAAGACGUUAUCCGGAAAAAGGUCUACGUCUGCCCCGAAAAGAGCUGCGUACACCACGACCCGUCGCGAGCCCUCGGCGACCUCACCGGAAUAAAGAAGCACUACAGUAGGAAGCACGGGGAGAAGAAGUGGAAGUGCGAGAAGUGUUCCAAGAAGUACGCGGUUCAAUCGGAUUGGAAAGCUCACAGCAAGAUUUGUGGGACUAGAGAGUAUAAAUGUGACUGUGGAACACUCUUCUCCAGGAAGGAUAGCUUCAUAACUCAUAGAGCUUUCUGUGACGCUUUAGCCGAAGAAAACGCCCGGUUUGGCGCAGUGACAACUCCAAAUAUUCCAAACUUCAUUAAUAUCAACCACAACAGCAACAACAAUCCUCAAGCAGCUGCAGCCAGAAUCAUGCCUCACCUCUCGCCGAUCUUCCCACCGGACUUCGCCGCUGAGUCGCCGAACAACUUCGGCAACGCCACUUCGGACCACGGCCAAAUUAGGCCGAGAGUUCCACUUUGGCUAGACUCCGCGAAUUCUCACCAUCAUCAGCAGCUCAACUCCAACGCUUUUAUGGCCGGAAACUCAACGGGGCUACUGCCUCAGCAUGACCUGCUACAGGGCGCAGCCACAGUGAACUUGUUCGGACAACCGUCGUCGACGACUCCGUGGCUCAACAAUAAUUCGGGGCAGCUUGCUAUGUCGUCCUCGUCAUCGAUGCUGCCUCGGGGACUAUUAAAGGAGGAAGAUGAAGAAUCCAAAGGAAUUAAUGGUGCUAAUAAUAAUGGAGUAUCGGAAACAAUGUCUUCUCUGCAGCAUCCAAGCAUCCAGAACCUCCAACAGAGUCCAGCUCACAUGUCCGCCACUGCGCUUCUGCAGAAAGCAGCCCAAAUGGGAUCCACACGAAGUAGCUGCUCAGCUUUCAAUGGAAGCGCUUUUGGUUUGAUGUCCUCGUCUUCUAACAAUAAUAAUUCAGCUACGAAUAAUAGCUUCAGCUCUCAGAACAAGCUAUUCGUCAGGUCAUCACAAUUACCAAAUCAGACCAGUACCACAACCGAUAGCUUCAACGACUUGGUGAACUCUCAAACGGCAACAAAUAUUAACGUAGCAGAUCAUCAUCAUCAAGCUGCAGCAGGAGGCCAAGUCAUGACGAGGUCAUCGUCAUCAAUGUUCUUGGGAAACUCCAAGAGCAAUUUGGACCAGCUAAAUAUGGCUAAUAAUAUGAAGCAGUCCCAAUCCAAUACUAAUGAGAAUGAGCACAGUUUGACUAGAGAUUUUCUCGGAGUAGGAAGUGACCACCAUCAUCACCACCAUGGGAGCGGGUCAUUCUUUCAACAAGAGCUCGCCAAGUUUGCUUCAAUGGGUUCGGCCAUGAACUUAAGCCAGUACAGCGCAGGGAAUCACUGAUCAUAUUUGAGCUUCUGAUCUUCUAGAAACAACAGAAAAAAGAGGUACUCCUAAUUACAUUAGGCCCUGAUCAAGUUUGUACUGCUUGUACAAAACAAUCCAUGUUGAUCGAGAAACAUUUUUAGCUAGUUUUGGAUAGAACAGAUACGCAAAUUUGGAAGAGUAGAGAUUACAAUUAUUAGGAGCUAGAUCAGAAAAGAAAAUGAUAUGCCGAGUUCUCGGUCUAAAAGCGACCGAGUUAACUCUGGAGAAAGAGAGAGAGAGGUAGAAAGAUAGAGAGAAAGAGAAAGAAAUAGAGGGGUCUCGUGAAUGGUCAGAGAAAGAGGGGGCCAGUGCAUGUUGGAGGAGACUAAACAAAAAGAGACUUGGCAAUCAAGCGUGAGGCUUCGGGACCCUCUCCAUGCAUGUUGUAGAUUUUUGUUUAGUUUUUUUUUUAAGUAUUUAUUUUCUUUUUUUUUAUUAUUAUUACUUUGUGAAAUUUACUUUUGCCUUGACGUUGAUGAAACCUAGUGUGUCAUACUCGGCUGUGACGUUUUGUCACGGCUCUUUUCCCACUGUCUUCAACAAAAACAUUUUCGACCGUGAACUUUAGAAUAUUAAUGGUUUUUCUGACGUGUGGGCCUCUCAAUAGUAUUGCUAAUUAAUUAAUAUGCUUGCCCCUCAGGUUGAGUUAAUGCUGGAGAUUAAAGAAUUUUAGUUACUAUAAUA